Oncorhynchus kisutch (coho salmon) is the source of this 5063-nucleotide messenger RNA. Its product is annotated as serine/threonine-protein kinase 11-interacting protein. Gene Ontology annotation, cellular component: cytoplasm. The coding region runs from base 363 to 4049 and encodes 1228 amino acids. Gene Ontology annotation, biological process: intracellular protein localization. Gene Ontology annotation, molecular function: protein binding. The transcript is spliced from 26 exons. The record is from RefSeq and is a predicted model, not a curated record. Lineage: Eukaryota; Metazoa; Chordata; Actinopteri; Salmoniformes; Salmonidae.
UUUUCGAAACUUACUCACGUGACAUCAGUCCAAGUGAAGAUGUCAACAUCGACAACCGAGUACACUUGAAGUUAUUUGACUGAUGUUUUUAUCGUAUUGCUGGCAAUCGGAAGGGAAUGUCGAUGUUGACCACUGCUUGACUGUCACAUAAGAUAGGUAAGGUAUGUUGUUGUCUCAAUAAAUAGUCUGUGGAAUGCUAUCCAAGACAGCUACAACAGCUAGCUAGAGAUAGAUUCGUGUUGGCUUUGUGAGUAGCCCAGUUUAACGUUCACAAACAACUGCAGGUCCUGCAUUGCAAUGUAGCUAACAAGCUAGCUGGUAUUUAACCAGUAUUCUACAAGUUAGCGUCCAUCUCUAUACUGAUGGCUGGAUGUCACAAUGGCCAACCCACCCUUGUCAACAGCUUGGCCACUCUGCUUCGGAAUCAUGGUGCAUCUGUGCUGGACGGCAGCAGUACCCUGACUCUACAGGCAGACUCUCUGCAGCACCUAGGUCGUCUGUUUGAGCAGUACCUCCUCUCCAGGACUCACCAACAUGGCUUCCUGGCUCUGCCCUCACACCCUGCUGACACCAACUCCCUACUGCAGCUCCAGUUCCUGUUCGACGUGCUGCAGAAGACUGUCUCCCUCAAGCUCAUCAAUCCACCUGGGUCGAGGCUUCAGUCAGUGGUCAAGAUCUUUCCUUUCAAGUCUCUCAAGUCCUUAGAGUUGAAGCGUAUCCCCCCUCACUGUCUGGAGGACCUGAGGGGAGUCUACUCUCAGUUAGAGGUCUUCACCUGCUCUAAGAGCCUCAGUUCCCUAGAGGAGCUACUGUCUCUGUGUGGAGGAGACCUCAGCUCUGCACUGCCCUGGCUGGAGCUGCACACCCUCAACUUCAGCUACAACGCUAUAGUCUGCCUGGAUGAGUCACUGAGUUUACUGAAUGUUCUGAAGUCUCUGGAUCUUAGUCACAAUAAAAUCCAGGAGUGUGCUGACUUUCUCAAGCCUCUGAGUGAGCUAGAGCACCUCAACCUGGGCUAUAACAAUCUCCAGAGAGCACCAACGCUGGGCUUGAGCUCCAGAGCCAAACUCCUCACUCUCAUCCUCAGAAACAACGAGCUGGAGACCAUCAACGGAGUGGAGCAGUUGUCGUCCCUACAGCACCUGGACUUGGCCUACAACCUGCUACUGGAUCACUCCCAGCUGGCUCCUCUGUCUAUGCUGCACAGUCUCAACAUGCUGAAUCUGAAGGGCAACCCACUGUUCUUCCAGAAGACCCACAGAACCCGCACUGUCCGCCACCUCUCCCCCAAGGCUGCCUACCUCAGACUCAGACUGGACAGCAGCCCUCUCUCCUCUUCAGAGUUGUCAGUGCUACCCAAACCGGGACAGCUGAUUGGGCAGCUUCAGUCCCAGGCCUCGCCCUUGAUCACCAGGGCUCCAGAGCGGGGUAACCAGGAAGUAGUGUCCAGCGGGGGCGGGGAGUUGAGUGACAGCCUGUCGGUCAGCGAGGUGGGAGUGUCACGACAACGCAAGAAGAAAGCCAAAAGUAAGGUGAGGGUGAGACGGGCUAGCAUCUCAGAGCCCAGUGACUACGACUAUGACUAUGAACCCAGACCACAGUCCUCUAUACAAGACAUCGUUCUCCCUCACCAGAAGGAGAUUGAACGCAUGGACAGUUUCAGGGACCAACUGGGUGAGGAUUGGCUGCGCUACCAGCAUCACCUAGAGGGGGCGCCAAUCGCCACCCUAGACAAGGCGUACAGGCCAGCUCCUCCACACCUCAACAAAAGUCUCUGUGACACCCCCUCCCCAACCAACAACCGCCCCAUCCAGGCGAGCCCCGCCACCUUUAAGCCCCCUUCUCCAGAGCUGGAAGUCCCGGAGGUUCUACCCCCACCGCUGCUCUCGUCUGAGCCCAAGGAGGAGGCCUCAGACUGGGAUGCAUAUCUGGAGACAGAGUCCACCCUCCAGUGGCCUGACCACAGCCUCGGGCACACAGAGUCCACCCUGGAGACUACUAUGGCAGAGGGACUGGGUCAGGGGUUAGAGGGGAUACCGGCGACACCCACAGACACCAGAGAAGAAGAGGAGGAGGACUUGGGAGUUGACCUGUGUCACCCCCUGCUUGUGGGAGUACUUUCAUCAUCAGAGGAGGAGGAGGGGCUGAGGAGGAAGAACAGGGCCCAGUGUCCUGUGUUCCUCAGGGUCAAGCCAAGACACAUCCUGGAGGUGGACAUGAGCAGGGGUCAGUUGCAGGCCCGGCUAGAGUUGGACAGUCUGGGGAGGUUCACCAUGUCCCAGGUCACCUGGACUGAGAGGGAGGUGGAGCGAACUCUUCCUGCGGUAGAGCUUCACUUCUGUUACAUCAGCAGAGAGAGGAGGAGGAGACGCUAUGUUAUGCUGGAUGAUGACCCCCAGGAGGCACUGCAGGCACUGACAGAGGUCCUGUCGCGGGUGGUGGAGGAGAAUGAGCGGCGGGUCAUGGAGGGUCGUCCCAGCUGUGUCUGCCUGCAGUGUCUCCGCUGUGGGUCAGAGUUCACACAGCGGGGAGGGAAGGAGGAGGAGGACGGAGGGAGAUUGAGAGGAUGGACAGGACUGGAAGAGCAGGAGGAGGAGAGGAAGAACAAGUGCAGAGAAGAUGGAUUGGGAAGUACCGUCAUCUGUCCUGAGUGUGGUAGUGAUCAUGUGGUCCAGCUGGCUGGCCAAUCAGCUCCCUCCACCAGUACGCCCGUCCAUGGUUCCCCAUGCCAAGAAGGGACUGACCGACACUUUACCUUCAACCACAGAGAUACACCUCUACCCAGUCACCCUGGCAACAAGGACCCCACCAUGGAAGAUCCUUCCUCUGCCAGGGCCAGCCACUUCGGCAGCCCUGCCAUGAAGGCCUCAACCCAGGACACUAUCCAGACCAGCAUCUCCAUGGAGGACCCCACCUCCUUCUUCUCAGCCAAGGGAAGCUCCUUCUCCUUGGGGGAGACCUGGGAGGACCAGAGCCGUGACCGGAGCCUGUCCCAACCUGCCAGCUUCUACAGUACAGAGGGCCAGAGUAAAGGAAGUAUAGCAGGGAGCUACAGCUAUGCUGUUAGUGCUACCUCACCUGGACCCCAGUAUCAGCAUGCAGAACAAGCCAGUCCUGACCAGUUGGACCUUCUCUCAGAGGACUAUGAGGCGGUGGACCAUCGGCUGAAGCUCUUCCUAGAUGUGGAGGUGUUUGAAGAGGAAGAGGAGCUCCACUCCUUUCUCAAGGUGUCGACCGUGAAGUUUGGUGAUCCGGUGGAGUUCCCCUCGUUCCUGGUGGUGUCUGACCAACGCAUCUACUUCCUGGAAGUGACAUCCGACAUGGAAGGGCAGCCUUGUGAUUGGCUGCAGAAGAGGGAGAGCCGUGGAAUCACAGAGCUGAGUUACCUGGAGGUGGGACUGGGCUCCCAGAGUAUCCACAUGGAGUUUGAGGACGGGCCUGUGGCCUACACCCUGCUAGUACGGGACAGCGUGCGUUGCAAACGCUUCUUCAGCCUCUUCACAGGAGUGGUGCGUGAGUUGGCUACCAAGUCAGACAGCAAGCUUAAGUCUAUCUCCACCACCAGGCUCAACCCACAGCAUCAUCUCUGGCCCCUAGUGUGUGAAGACAUGCAGACUGAUGUGGAGGAUGGCCAGCUACAGUUCUUCUACCUCCUGUCCUUUCUACAUCAAGGUACAUUAGAAGACCGUGUGACCCCUCUGACAGUGCUGGCCACCCGGGAAACCCUGUACCUGCUCAACGAAGACCACCAAUGGAGCAAGAGCUUGCCCCACCCAUCAGCCAAUGAGAACGGGGGACCCUGCAGUGGGCGGGUCACUGUUCAGGAGACCCAGCCAAUCAGCUGUGUCAGCUCUGUCCAUCUAUGGUCAUCUGACCCGUGCAGAAUGGACAUCAAGCUUUACGAUGAGAUAGUGAAGGAGGAGAAGACGUGGUCGUUGCACUCUGACAGUGCAGAGCUGGUGCAGGGCCUGCUGGUCUGGGUCAGAACACAAUGGGAGAACAUGUUCGGAGUCAAACUCGCCAUCACCAACCUCACCCUACCAGCCUGAGGGAAAACAUCCACCCUUCCAACUGUGUGUGUGUGUGUGCAUGCCUGAGUGUGAGUGUGGGUCUGUCUGUCUUCACUGUCAGACUUGACCCUCAAUAGGACAGUAUGUUUACCUGGUUUGUAGCCAACUAUGAUUUCCUCAUGUUUGUUCACUUUUACAAAAGCACUGAUCUGUUAACGCCUCAUCUGAAUCCCGUCCAUUUUCUAACCCUGCCAGUAUAGCCAGCCAGGGAGAGUGCCUUGUGGUGUUGCCAGUCCUGCUACGUUCUAAUGCACCUUGAAUAUGUGAAAGGGGUGAGGGGGAAUCAUGUGUUUCUUUCAGGGGGGUGAAGACAGGAUAAGGAGGGACAAAGGGUUUAAGCAAAAAUGUGAGUUGAGGGGUAAUUGUGUGUGUGUUAUCAAGGAGGUUAGUCCAUUCCUCUGAAGCUCAGUGGACUGUGACUUCAUCAGGAGUCCCGGGACUGGAACAGUGAGUUGUGACAUCACACGUUCGGCACAAGGCUCUAGCCGUCCCGUGAGGCUCCGCUCCGGACACCUCUGAUGUGACACCUCUUAGUUAUUUUCUUUUUAAUCAGGGUUUUUGAUGUCUCUAAACACUGUGAUUAUGUAAAGGAAAAGGGCAACCGAAGGCCAAAGUAACCCAAGUGAAGAGUUGCAGCCAAGGCAAUGAACCGGGACAGUAUCUGUGUUCUGUAUCCUUGGGAAAAGUGCAGAAUACGCAUGAUAGGGAAUGUGAAAGGGAAGGGUUCUGACUGACCUGUUUUAAAGUGGGAGAUGUUAGUUGGUUUGUGGCUGUCUGUUAAAUGUAUAGUCUUAUGCUAAUACCUCUAGUGCAGUUUAACUAUAUUGUGAAUGUCAAGUGAAUGCUAUUUUUGAUGUAGACAGAUGAAAAGAUGUGUUGAAGUGGACGACAAACAGAUGUGUGUAACUUAAUUUAUUUACCGUCAGCAAAUCAAUGAUAAAAAAAACUAUAGCUUUUUAUACUUUAAAUAAAAAUGCAUAUCUGUGGUACAAA